CUCUGUGUAAUCAAAAUUGCUGGCACUGCUGUUAUUGUCAGUUCAAGAUCAAUACUCUAGCGUCAUGUCAGCUAAGCUGGAUUUUGCUGGGACAAGCACUAGUCCCCCUGGUCAAGCACCAGAGCUUCUUUAGCAUGUUUGUUUUGGUUUUUUUUUUCAGAUUUUUUUUCAAGUCAAACUCAACCUGACAUCCAUCAGGAUUCCUGGCGCUUAAGAGACAGACGAAGGGGGUGUAUUUGCUGGGGUGGAAUGGAAAGAUGGGACAAGAUAACUUUACAAAUUCAAAUGAUUUUCUCGACCACAUUGUUUUUUCCCCACAUUUAUGUAACUUUGUCCAAAUAUUUGUUGUUGACUACUUUGUUCAUAGGUCCCCAAAGUCUACCUGCACAAAUAUUCCCACCUUACUGGACUUUUUUAAAAAUCAAGAUCUGCUGUGGGCUCAAAAAAGAAAAAGAAGACAGCAAAAAAAAAAAAAAAAAAAAAAAAGGAUUGCGUCACAAACAAGCAUGUGCAUGUAUGUGUGUAUGACAAAACUGCCCAAUAGCACCACCAGUGAUCAAAACCUUUCCAAAUAUCCAAUUACUUUAACAGCAGGGCCACAAACGAAAGGCACCUCUUAUCACUCUAAUCGCCAAUUUACACCUAAAUAACCUGUCUACCCCCGAAUCUGUUCAUUUGAUUAUUUGGUAAUGUUUUAGUACAUCAGUUCAUUAAAGGCAUAAAGUUUCAAGUGGUUACUGCCGUGGGGCACAAAAACUGGGGCACUUCCUCCAUGACAAGCAUGUGGUGAAAACACAGUAAUGAGCACCAGUUUGACUUGAUCACUAAUUAUCUGACUUGAACCAAAUACUGUCAGCCACUAUUAAUUGAUUUAUCACUUUCAGUAAAUACUUUAAAACAUACUCAUAAGGCAAAUAACUUCAGACUAAGUCUAACCACACAAAAAAAAAUCCCUAGUUACCCUGCUCUAUAGGAAAAAAAAACACUUGUGGUCGAAACGUUUUUGCUAUAUGAGACAGGGAAGUGAACAGAGCACUUGCUAGUGAGUUGUAUGUAUGUUCUAACUGUCAAGUUGUGGCUGUGAAUGUAGUUCACGUUUUCCGCAGAGCAUCCUGUUUGAAAAAGUGACAUUUACUUAAGGAUUGUGGUUGAUGGAGAAUGACUCAUAGUUGAAAGACUGCCUGUCUUCUGGGUAUUCCUCUGCCCAGUGGGAAAGCCCAGGUGUGAUUUCACACUUCUGUAUAGGUGCAUUUAGCUUUUACAUUGGUUUCUGGAAGAAGUGUAGUUUAGCCAGCUUAAGUGAUGAGAACCAAAAAUUUUCCCACGCAGAUGUAGUGCUCCAUUUUAGUCUUUUGGUUCCUUUGGUUAUCAUAUCAUAUGGUUGGUCAUGAAAUGUCUAAGUGUGGGAAAAAUUAACAGCCUCAUUUUACAUAACUCUGUGAUUAUUUAAAUCUUGUAUCUUGUAUCUUAUCUUACAGAACAGUUUAUUCUUGUGGCUGUUGAGAUAGCAUGCGAAAUCCACACAUUUUCACUCAUAUCUGUAUUUACAGGAAGGUGAUUAUGCUCUGUAUGCGAAUGAAAGUACAGUGGCGACUGUUUGGUCAAACUAUGUUUUGUGCUCGAGACUUUGAACUCUGUUGAGGUCAUGGUUAGUUAUUUUGAUAAGGUUACAGUUCUUGUUGAUGGUCGGACAAUGUGUUGAAAUGCAAAGGAAGACGAUCAGAGGGUUGAGAGGUGCAGUCCAAACACACUCUUCCUCCUCUUUGUCUGUGUUGUAUGUGCUGUCGUGCCACGAAGGUGGGACCGAGCUGAUGUGUUAUUGGUUGAGCUGUAAAGUCGAGUGUCUGCUCUAAAUGCGGUUGUGAGAGCCAUGGGCCUGAGUUCAACACUGGGAAGCCUAUUUUUCCUCGGGUUACUUGUGAUCUGUACAGGAUUUGUACAAGAGAACUGUACCAACUACAGGCUCCAGUUUGAGAGGGUUUUCUCUGUUCCUGGGGAUAUGGCUAUGCUGAAUAGCACCUUGGUGUCUCCAGAUGUCUUCAACUUCAGAAAUAUCUCAUACAACAUCACCUGGUAUGACUCAAAGACGGGUCAAGAAAUUAGAAACCAGACCGGUCGAAUCAUGGUGCAAGGGGAGACUCUGUGGUUUCUAAAUGUCAUGCUGGACGACGAUGGGGAAUAUGUGAGCAUACUGAGAACUCCUUUUCAGUGCUACAGCCAGGCCACCAGGCUGAUAGUGGAUCAGAAAGUUACUGAAGCGUGUGAAAGGCCGAGGAAAGUUGGCCAAACACUUACGAGUGGAGUUAGCGACACUCUGUCCUGCCCUCUGAGGGACUACAUCAAUAAACUGGAGAGCUACAACAUCAGUUCCUCCCUCCAGUGGUACAGAGGUUGUCAGCCUAUAGUGGAUGGGAUGGACGGUUAUAGCCACAGGGAUAAGACCACACUGAUAAUUAAAAGGGUGGAAGCUCAAAACAACUGCUCCUACACCUGUACUCUGACCUUCACCCUCGGUGGCGUCAAAGGAUCCGUGUCAGAGACGAUUGACGCAUGGGUCACAGAGGUGUACUCUUUGGUUCCACAAGUGCAUGAACCAGCCAAUGAAAUAAUCAAGGCACCGAUGGGGUCCAAUUUCACCAAACGGUGCCGUGUGUUUGUGCCGGGUGUUGGGAGGCCCUUUGUUGAUGUCAUUUGGUUAGUCAGAGACAAUUUCAUUCUCAAAACCGAGCCCAUUGACCGCGUCUACACAUCAGAACAACGCAUGUUGAUCCAGGAAGUUCCUAGUAAAGGUGCGUGGUUGGAGCGUCUGCUGAUGUUUUCUGAGCUGAGGGAGGAAGAUUUCCACAUAAACUACACUUGUCGAGCGUACAGUUCCCGGGGCUCCCCUGAGGGAUAUUUUACUCUGCUACCAACAGAUCCAAAAAUCAUAAUCCCCAUUGGAUCCGUGCUUGGUGGUGUGAUGGUUCUCUUUAUCAUCAGUGUUGUCGUCUACUACCUUUUUAAGGUUGACAUUGUGCUGUGGUUCAGGAGAGUGUUUCCAGUCCUCUAUACUAACACAGAUUCGGAUGGGAAGCUGUACGAUGCAUAUGUGGCAUACCCGCAGCCCUGUGCCAUCGGAUUCAGCAAGGACGUGGAGAUGUUUGCCCUUCAAGCUCUGCCUCAAGUGUUGGAAAAGGCCUGUGGCUACAAACUCUUCAUAGCAGGUCGUGACUGCCUACCUGGGCAGGCCAUACUGGACUCGGUGGAAGAAAACAUCCAGGCCAGUCGCCGCCUCCUUCUGCUCUACACCGCCUCCACUUUCACCAGCAAAAGACACACAAGCAGCACCAGCAGCAAUAAUAACAACAACCUCUCUAAGACUAUUAAUAGCAACAAUAACAGCGAGAGCAAGAUUGAUGACAACGACAGCAGCAUGAGUUUUGAUGGUAGUGAAGAAGUCUAUCCAGACACAAGGCAGCAGUUGGAGUGUUUGGCAGCAAUGCAUCGAUCGCUGCUGGAGGGAUCACUCAAGGUGGUUCUGGUUGAGUUGGAAGAGAUUACCCCGGCUCAGCUGGCUCUCUUCCCAGAGUCAGUGCGUCACCUGAGGAAGAAGCAGGGUGCCGUGUGCUGGUGGAAGAACCACAGGACGAGGGAAAGGUGGAGGACAUGUAUGAGGAGGAGAGAGGACGAGGAGAAAGGUGGACAGGAGUCACAGUUUUCACCAUCCCUCUCGCCUUCCUCCAGGUUUUGGAAGGAGAUGAGGUAUUAUAUGCCGGUGCGGGGCAAGAGGGUGGUCUACCCCGAGAAAACUGCCCUGCUGAACUUAUGAUGGGGUUACGAUAUGUAUGUGUCAACUGCUGAACCAGAGAGUAGCUGGUUUCCAAUGCAAAUGCGUAUGGUAGUGAAUUCCCCUAACACACACAUUUCAGAAAUGCUGUGAUGUCACCAGAAGCUGUGCACACAACAGGUACUAUUGCUACACAUGCCAACUCAGCAGGUACAUUGUUCUUUUAGCUUCAUAUUUCAAGCAGCACAUUUUAGUUUCGUAGCUGAAUGUCACGAAGGCACAGUAACCGAUCAAGAAAAGGUGGAAGAUGUUUUUCUCAAAGACUCAACGACAGCAGCUCACACCUGGUGUGAAGAUAAUCACGGUGUCCGGGCUAUCUUGAGUUUGCCUACACCUGUAUACAAGCUGUUGACAUUUCCUGGCUGGUGAAGACUGAAGAAAACUCUGGACAAAGAAGGACUGUUCAAAUCAAAGUGUCAUGUAUAAAUGUAAAAUGUACAUAUGUAAAAUGAAAAGUGUAAAUAUGUAAAAAAGAAUAAAAUAAAUUUCUACAGUUUCAUAAGAA
Toxotes jaculatrix (banded archerfish) is the source of this 4331-nucleotide messenger RNA. RefSeq names its product interleukin-1 receptor type 1-like. Lineage: Eukaryota; Metazoa; Chordata; Actinopteri; Toxotidae. The record is from RefSeq and is a predicted model, not a curated record. Bases 1871 to 3808 code for a protein of 645 amino acids. The transcript has 12 exons. Gene Ontology annotation, molecular function: interleukin-1 receptor activity. Gene Ontology annotation, biological process: signal transduction.